UGAAUGGACAAACGGCUGAGAUCCGGAGAGAAGAGCCAAAUCGUAGUUUAGAGGAGUCGUGAUCAGUCAGUUCAUCUCACCAAAUUUGAGCGGCCUUUCGUCUCUUCCAAAAGGAAAGACAAGAUGACUACCAAAGGAGCCGGGUAAGGUUUAGCCCUCCAAUUUCUGCUGUCUGCUUUGGUCUCACCACCCAAACCCAAUUUCCUUCAGAUCAUUAUACCCCGCUCUUCAUUUGAUCCAUUCUCCUGCGAAGAUGAUGAAGCCUCAUCUUCCCAACUUUCGUACAGGCUUUCGGAUUUUCAAUUCCUUCCUGUGCUCGUGCUUUGAAACCGGGCCCAGCUCCUCCAGGGUUGCUGCUUCCCCUUAUGCAACUUGCACUAGUGCUACGUUGCCGGAAGAGCUCAAUCAAGUCUCCAACAAUAUGUUGGUUGAUUCAUUCGGAAGGCAUCACACUUACUUGAGGAUCUCCUUAACAGAGCGCUGCAAUCUGCGAUGUCAAUACUGCAUGCCGGCUGAGGGUGUCGACCUCACUCCUGCCUCCAACAUUCUCUCACAGAAUGAACUUGUUCGUUUGGCUAAUCUCUUUGUAAGCUCCGGGGUCAAUAAGAUUCGUCUGACUGGAGGAGAGCCAACUGUAAGGAAAGAUAUAGAAGACAUCUGCUUGCACUUGUCUAACUUGAAGGGAUUAAAAACACUGGCUAUCACUACUAAUGGAAUCACUCUUGCACGGAAACUGCCCAAGUUGAAAGAAUGCGGCCUUAACGCCGUCAACAUUAGUUUAGACACCCUGGUCCCGGCCAAGUUUGAGUUCCUGACCAGGCGUAAAGGCCAUGAAAGGGUUAUGGACUCAAUUAAUGCUGCCAUAGACCUCGGUUAUAAUCCUGUUAAGGUAAAUUGCGUUCUGAUGCGUGGGUUCAAUGAUGAUGAGAUUUGUAAUUUUGUAGAACUGACACGUGAAAAGCCAAUCAACAUUCGAUUCAUCGAGUUCAUGCCUUUUGAUGGAAAUGUAUGGAAUGUUAAGAAACUUGUACCCUACGCUGAAAUGCUGGAUACUGUGGUAAGGUAGAACUCUGAUGGAUAAUCGUACCAAGUGAAUCCAAC
Molecule: messenger RNA, 1101 nt
Organism: Argentina anserina (silverweed cinquefoil)
Lineage: Eukaryota; Viridiplantae; Streptophyta; Magnoliopsida; Rosales; Rosaceae
Product: GTP 3',8-cyclase, mitochondrial
Exons: 3
Coding region: 254-1066 (270 amino acids)
Biological process (GO): Mo-molybdopterin cofactor biosynthetic process
Molecular function (GO): cyclic pyranopterin monophosphate synthase activity; GTP 3',8'-cyclase activity; metal ion binding
Source: RefSeq, a predicted model, not a curated record